CCAAUUGUUCCUGGACUUCAUUCAAGGUGAUGCCUCCAAGUGCAUCCACCCCCAUCAACAAGAAGCUCUUUUAGCAGUAAAGAAGCAGCUCGAUGACAUAGAUCAACCAAACAUUGCUCUUGUUGUUUUACCCACUGGCUGUGGUAAAACUGGUGUUGCUGUUUUAGCUCCAUAUGUGCUAGGGUCCCAACGUGUUCUUGUCCUAACUCCUUCAAAUGCUAUAUCAGAGCAAAUAUUUAAGGCAUUUGGUGGACAAGAGCCUCAGGAUAUGUUUUUUGUGCAGAGAGAGAUCAUUACAAAAGAUAAAACCGAUGAUGUCCGUCCUAGCUGUACUCUCAUUACAAGUACUGAUCAGAUCAAGAACUCUUUGCACAAUGAGCUGCUGAUAAUCACAGCUCAUCAAGUUGCAGGGAGUUCUCGAGUCAGAAUUCAAGAUAUUUCUCCUGAAAAUUAUGACCUUGUCAUUGUUGAUGAAGCUCACCAUUACCCAGCACCUACUUGGAGGACAAUCGUUAAUCAUUUUAGUAGUAGCAAGCGUCUCUUUCUAACAGCAACACCGUAUCAUAGAAGCACACAAGGCUAUAUACUGAAGGAUAUUGAGGCUCAUUUGGCUGGUUUAGAUGGAAAUGUACCUGUAUCCAUUGACAAAUACUUCAAUUUGAGCCUGCGCAAAGCUAUUGAUGAAGGAGUUAUAAGGGAAAAGGAGUUUCACGAAGUUGGCACAUCAGAAUUUGUAAAUGAGAAAACUGCAAUGCAGGAAGUUUCUAUUAAAAUUAUACAAAUUCUUUGUGAGCAUGAUGCACAAGAUCCAAGUGUAAAGCACCAGGCAAUGGUAUUGACGCAGUCAGCUGAAGACUUUGGUAUAAAUUCAGCCAGAGAUUUCUUCUAUGAGUAUAAUGCAAUAGCACCUCCAUACUAUCAUUGUGAAAUGUAUAUUGCUGGCAGUCCCACUUCUGUUCUAACAAAAUUUCAAAAUGGAGCUACACGAACAUUAGUAAUUGUUAAUAAGCUCAGGGAAGGAUAUGAUAACACCAACGUUAGCGUUGCUGCCAUUGUUCGUAAUGUUGGUCCAAAAUCAAAAGUUCUAUUUGCUCAAUUUGUUGGUAGAGCAAUUCGUAAGGCUCAUCCUAAUGAUCCUGUUACUGCAGCUAUAAUAGCACAUAAGCUUCACAAGCAAAGAAACAAUUAUGAAUUGUUUCAUAGUGUUGCUGAUGAAGAUGUUAUUGUUAAUUAAUUGUGAACAUAGAACCUUAUUAAAUAGGCUACUAGACUUUUUCAAACUUUUUUACUGAUAUCAAAAGUUUUUUAUUGAUUUUAGUAAAUUUUGUGACUGAUAGUGAUCUAA
This is a messenger RNA of Amphimedon queenslandica, 1345 nucleotides long. RefSeq lists its product as uncharacterized. The record is from RefSeq and is a predicted model, not a curated record. The transcript has 2 exons. Gene Ontology annotation, molecular function: DNA binding; hydrolase activity; ATP binding. Gene Ontology annotation, cellular component: cytosol. Bases 269 to 1234 code for a protein of 321 amino acids. NCBI's taxonomy places the organism in Eukaryota, Metazoa, Porifera, Demospongiae, Haplosclerida, Niphatidae.